Messenger RNA from Vigna unguiculata (cowpea), 2570 nucleotides. RefSeq lists its product as uncharacterized. The record is from RefSeq and is a predicted model, not a curated record. Gene Ontology annotation, molecular function: protein binding. Lineage: Eukaryota; Viridiplantae; Streptophyta; Magnoliopsida; Fabales; Fabaceae. Gene Ontology annotation, cellular component: plasma membrane.
GUGUGACGUGUGUUUUCACUGUUUCUUUUAACAUUUUGCCCUCAAAAUCCGCAGAGAACGGUAGUUAGGUUCAUGUUCGCAAUUAAUUAGGCCAUCCCCACCGACCCUUUCCCACACUUCUUCACACUAUCAAUCUCACACCAACAAUUUUUCACACAAUCACACACACCACUAUCUACCUUCAGAAACUGAAAUAAGGAAAAAACAUGGAAAAACAUUGAAUCAGAACUGAGAAAACUACCACUUCCCAACACAAGUUUGUUGCAUUGUUACACUUUGAAGUAUCUACUUUGAUUAUUGAUACUGGUGUUUUGCAGACACAAGUUCAUUUCUUUGGAGGAGGGUGAGAUUGCAAAUGUGCAAUGUCUCCUUCACACUUGCCUCUGCGUUGGGAGAGCACCGGAGAGCAGUGGUGGUACGCUUCUCCGAUCGAUUGCGCCGCCGCGAACGGCCACUACGAUCUGGUGGUGGAGCUUCUCCACCUCGACGCCAACCUCCUCAUUAAGCUCACUUCCCUCCGCAGAAUUCGGCGCCUCGAAACAGUGUGGGACGACGAGGAACACUUCGAGGACGUCGCGAAAUGUCGCUCGCAGGUUGCGAGGAACCUCAUGCUGGAAUGCGAGACGGGAAGAGGAAUCAACUCCCUCAUUCGCGCCGGCUACGGCGGGUGGCUCCUCUACACCGCCGCCUCGGCCGGUGACGUGGAUUUCGUCCGGGAACUGUUGGGGAGGAACCCUGCGCUUGUGUUGGGAGAAGGAGAGUAUGGAGUCACUGAUAUACUGUAUGCUGCUGCGAGGAGCAAUGACUGUGAGGUGUUUGAGGUUGUGCUUCGUUCUGCUCUCUCGCCGCCGGCGCAGAUGGAAGAGGUUUUCGAGAAGGAUAUGAUGAAUAGAGCGGUUCAUGCUGCUGCGAGAGGAGGGAACUGGGAGAUGCUGAAACAGCUUGUGAAAGAGGAUUGUGGCGUUUUGGGGUUUAGAGAUGCUCAAGGGUGCACCGUUUUGCAUACUGCAGCUGCCAGAGGACAGGUUCAGGUGGUGAGAAAUCUACUUGCAACAUUCGAUGUUGUAAACUUAACAGAUGAUCAAGGAAACACAGCGUUACAUGUAGCAUCUUACGGGGGUCACUUACCCGUGGUGGAGAUUCUGAUUCGUGCAUCCCCUUCAUUAGCAUUGGUAACCAACCACUAUGGAGAUACUUUUCUUCAUAUGGCAGUGGCUGGUUUCAGAAGUCCCGGUUUCCGAAGAUUGGACAAACAUGCUGAGCUCAUGAAGCAAUUGGUUUGUGGAAAGAUCGUGAAUUUACAGAACAUCAUCAAUGUCAAGAACAAUGAUGGAAGAACGGUUCUUCAUGUAGCAGUGAUUGAUAACGUUCAGUGCGAGCUAGUGGAACUGUUGAUGUCUGUGCCAUCAAUUGAUCUUAACAUUUGUGAUGCUGAUGGAAUGACCCCUUUGGAUCUUCUGAAACAAAGACCAAAAUCAGCAUCUUCUGAUAUCUUAAUCAAGAUGAUAGUUUCCUCUGGAGGGGUCUCUAAUGGUAAAAAUCCUAUAGCAGGAAAUGCACUUUGCAUUCAUCACAAAGCUCAUGUCAUUGGAGGGAGUCCUGGCACUUCGUUUAGAAUACCAGAUGCUGAGAUUUUCUUGUACACUGGCAUUGAGAAUUCAUCAGAUUGCAAUUAUGAUCAAGCAAGUGUGGAAUCAUAUUCCUGCUCAAACGAACCAAGCAAUUCUGACUCCGAAAAUUCCCCACACACCAAGAAGUAUGAUAAUUCUGCGAAUCGUGCUGUGAGGCGUUCUUCAAAGUUUCGUCUCAGGUGGCCUAAAAGAAAGGAGACAAAAACAACUGCAUCAGAAUUAGAAGAUGACGAUUCUCUUGAUCCUUUUAGUUCAAGUAGAAACUUGGAAGAUUUUGCAAUUCCAUUGCGGCAAAGAUACUCACAACAACCAUGCUCCCUUCCAAACAACAAAAGAACAACUUCUCUUCCAAGUUCAUCCUCCAAAGUGAAAUUCAGUGCUGGUCUGAUGCAAGGUGUGAUUCAAGUAAAGCCACAUUUUUCUCAUACAACUCCAAGUCCUUUCCAAGAAUUAUCUGUGGCUUCUCUUUCUUCCAUCAAGAAACAAAAGGGUACUGAUAUAAAGGGACCCUCUUGUUCUAAUCCACCAUCGGAGGACACAGCCCUUCUGUUGGACUACAAACAUUGUUCCCUCAAUAAAAACUGAUGAAUGGAUAUUUUUCCUUUGGGCCACAAGGCCUCGCUGUUGAAAAUUCCAAUAGCUGUGCAAAGUCAAACGGGAGUUACAAGCGUUUGAGUUCCAUGGUUGCCUGAGGAUUAUGAUCGUUAAUUUUUCUCAGAAGAUGAAAAUAAAAUAUUACUAUUGAUCUUGUAAUGACGAGUUUGUGAAGAUUAGCGCAAAAAUAUGCACACAGGUGGUGAUGAUAUCUGCAGAGUUUGGCGUACAGUUCAAAAAUAACCACCACAUCCAAAUUCCAGCAGCAAUACCAGUUGAUGCUUGUUUGCUUUUUGUGAGACACAUGUUAUCUGUUCUGUAUCUUCUUACAGCAAUUUUUUGUAA